Molecule: messenger RNA, 1041 nt
Organism: Aspergillus wentii DTO 134E9
Lineage: Eukaryota; Fungi; Ascomycota; Eurotiomycetes; Eurotiales; Aspergillaceae
Product: proline racemase family protein
Exons: 1
Coding region: 1-1041 (346 amino acids)
Molecular function (GO): 4-hydroxyproline epimerase activity
Source: RefSeq, a predicted model, not a curated record
AUGAAAUUCAACCGCACCAUUUCCGUAAUCGGAUGCCACUGCGCCGGCGAAGUCUGCGACGUAAUCGUCGGCGGCGUCCUCGAUCCUCCCCACUGCAAAAGCAUGUACGAAAAGCUCCUCCACUUCUCCCAGAACGCCGAUGAAACACGUCAGCUCCUCCUUAACGAGCCCCGCGGGCGUUCAGCCAUGUGCACCAACCUCGUCCUGUCCCCGUGCGAUCCCGCGGCUGAUGCCGGAUUCAUUAUCAUGGAGAGUGAUGAGUAUCCGCCCAUGUCCGGGGGUAAUACGAUAGCCACCGCUACAGUGCUGUUAGAUACGGGGAUGGUGAAGAUGACAGAGCCAAUUACAAAGUUGAAUUUGGAUACACCGGCGGGGUUGGUGGGUAUUACGGCUGAUUGUGAGGAUGGAAAGUGUAAGGCUGUUUCAUUUGAUAAUGUACCCUCCUUUGUGUAUGUCUUGGAUUUAAAGGUUGAAGUGCCUGGUUUGGGAACUGUGUUGGUUGAUAUAGCAUGGGGUGGGAUGAUGUAUGCCAUUGUUGACGCUGCAUCGAUUGGGGUGGUCAUCGAUAACACCAAGGGACCUCAGCUGAUUGAUCUUGGUGAAAGGAUUAAGAAGGCUGUUCGGGAGACGUAUACACCAGUUCAUCCUGAGAAUGAGCAGAUCAGAGAUGUCACCAUCGUGGAAUUCACAGAGCCACUGCAGAUUAAGCCAGACGGCACCAAGUCUGCCGUGAACACAGUUGUUGUGUCACCGGGAAGAUUCGACCGAUGCCCCUGUGGCACUGGAAGCUGUGCUCGAAUGGCAGUUCUGCAUGCUCGAGGGCAGCUUCAGGUUGGGGAAAGUUUCGAUCAUCACAGUAUUAUUGGGAGUACAUUUACUUGCCAUAUAAGAGGGACUACAAAGGUGGGAGAAUUUGAUGCAGUACUGCCAACUGUCAAAGGGAGUGCGUGGAUUACCGGCUUCAAGCAGAUGGUGCUUGAUCCAUCGGAUCCGUUUCCGACUGGGUUUAGAGUCGGUGACCAGUGGCAUGUAACUGAAUAG